CACAUCCAGAAAACAACUUCUACAGAAAGAACAGGUGAUCAUGCUUUUUCUAGCAUCACGGACACCACUAAGAGAAAAAAAAGGAUGCAGUAAGGCAAUCAUACUGACAAGGUCCAUUACUCGUAAAUCUCUGAUAAAGAAAAACAAAAAUGAAGGUGCAGUGGAGACCCCGAACACAAAAAUAUCUGCUAAGGGAAAGGCAAUAUCUAAGAUGAAGAAAGAUUUGAGCAAAACAAAAGAUACUUUCAUUCAUGAUUAUUCUGUUUUCCCUGAAACAUUACAAUAUAGACUUCCUACCGAAAAUGAAAAAGGUCAACCUCCUCAACCUCACUCAAACAUUCUCAAAUUGAUUUUUGAACAGGGUGGUGUGGAAUCAAUGGAUUUAAAUAUGAACCAAGAGAAAUUUUCUAGAUACCCAAUGACCACUCCUGCAAAGCUGAACAAAAGAGCCACAAGACCGACAUCAGUCAAGAUGCUAACUUCAGACUUUAUUGAUGAUUCAUUAUAUAACGUUAACUAUGGUUAUUUUGCCAAAGAGGCUGUCAUUUUUCAACCAGAUAGGCCUUUUGAUUAUAAUCAUUUAGCUGGUCAAGAUGAGUUUAUGCAGAAAUGGUUGCAAGCAUACGACAAGUAUGACCAAGAAAAUACCAAAACUUUACAAGUUAUCCCAAGACCGAAAAAAAGUGGCAAAUCCGAAGACAAAGGUGGAAAUCAAAGUAAAGCUUCAGGUCCAGCAAAGACCGUCGAAACGGAGCAAGAUAAAAUAGUGAAACCUUCACUACAAUUAUGGCAUACUCCAACAGAAUUGUUUCAGCCGUUCUAUGGUGAGGCAUUGGCCCGUUAUAUCUUGGUGAACUACAAAUUAAACAAAUUUCCAUAUAACGAUCUUGUGAUAUAUGAAGCCGGUGCUGGUAACGGUACCUUGAUGCUCAACAUACUAGAUUAUUUAGAAAAAAAUGAGCCAGAGGUAUAUGCAAGAACAAAGUAUAGAAUUAUUGAGAUCUCAUCGAAGUUAUUCAAUAAGCAGAACUCAAGAUUGGAGAAGCACAAGGAUAAGGUUGAAGUCAUUAACAAGUCUAUUUUGGAAUGGGACACACUGGUGAGCGAGCCCUGCUUCUUUAUCGCUUUGGAGGUUUUUGACAAUCUUUCACACGAUGUGGUAAGAUUUGAUAUUGACACGAAGCAGCCAUUCCAAGGCUAUGUAGUGAUCGAUGAACAUAAUGACUUUCAGGAGUACUACUCUCCCGAGCUCGAGCCGUGGACUAAGGGGUUUUUAAAGUUGAGAGAAGAGAGUCAGUACCCUAUCAAAUCACUAAGCGGACAUCCAAUCAAUCAAUUCUACCCUUGGAUGAAGUUGCGGAAUAUGUUAAAUCCUUUAAGAGACAAUCUUACGGAACCAGAGUACAUUCCAACCCGACUUUACAAGCUUUUCAAAAUCCUCAAGCAAUAUUUCCCACAGCACCAAAUACUAGCAUCUGACUUUUCUCAUUUUGACAAGACAAUCAAGGGCUACAACUCGCCUACUGUACAGACAAUGUACAAAGAUAACAUGGUGAACACAGACACAUAUAUGGUGGAGCAAGGAUACUUCGAUAUCAUGUUCCCUACAGAUUUCAGAGCCAUUAACGAGCUUUAUAGACAGGUAACUGGAAAUGUGAGUAGCACGUGCUCUCAUGCCGAGUUUCUUACUCAGUGGGCCGAAGUCGAGAAGACAAAGACUAAAUCAGGUGAAAACCCAAUGCUUGAGCUCUAUUCUAAUGCCGACUUCAUCUACUCGUGAAAAGCAUUUGCCGUCUAACCGGUCUUUUCACAUUUGUAAGCACUCAUAAACUGUAUAUAUCCCCUAAUAGACUCAGCUACUCGCAACCGGCUUUAGUGGACUGGUAGAAGUAUUAUUUCCGU
Messenger RNA from Pichia membranifaciens NRRL Y-2026, 1902 nucleotides. RefSeq lists its product as hypothetical. Bases 212 to 1780 code for a protein of 522 amino acids. Gene Ontology annotation, cellular component: mitochondrion. The transcript has a single exon. The record is from RefSeq and is a predicted model, not a curated record. Lineage: Eukaryota; Fungi; Ascomycota; Pichiomycetes; Pichiales; Pichiaceae. Gene Ontology annotation, molecular function: protein-arginine omega-N symmetric methyltransferase activity.